Macadamia integrifolia is the source of this 3474-nucleotide messenger RNA. Its product is annotated as transcription initiation factor IIF subunit beta-like. Gene Ontology annotation, cellular component: transcription factor TFIIF complex. The transcript is spliced from 7 exons. Gene Ontology annotation, biological process: transcription initiation at RNA polymerase II promoter; transcription by RNA polymerase II. Lineage: Eukaryota; Viridiplantae; Streptophyta; Magnoliopsida; Proteales; Proteaceae. Bases 125 to 871 code for a protein of 248 amino acids. The record is from RefSeq and is a predicted model, not a curated record.
UACUGGUCUCAGGUUGGCCUCCGUGGGAUACACUGAGAGCGACAAAAGGGUAGGAGUAGUAGUAAUGAAGUCGGAAUAGCAGAAGCAGUUGGAGACGGGGAAAGCAGAGAGAUCGGUGUGGCUGAUGAAAUGCCCGCUGGUGGUGUCCAAGUCAUGGCAAGCUCAUGCCUCCGAUUCUAACCCAGUCGCCAAGGUCGUCCUCUCCCUUGAUCCUCUCCGCCCAGACGGCCCUUCUUCCCUCCAGUUCACAGUGGAAUUGGCUGGGACUGAGUCUGCAAAUAUGCGAAAGAACUACUCCCUGAAUAUGUUUAAAGACUUUGUCCCCAUGAGUGUGUUUUCUGAGACAAAUCGAGGAAGGGUUGCAGUUGAAGGAAAUGUGGAGCAUAAAUUUGACAUGAAGCCCCAUGAUGACAUUAUUGAAGAGUAUGGAAAAUUGUGUCGUGAAAGGACAAACAAAUCCAUGAUUAAAACUAGACAAAUACAGGUGAUUGACAAUGACCGAGGAGUACUUAUGAGGCCAAUGCCUGGAAUGGUUGGGUUGCCAAAUUCUAAGGAUAAGAAGAAGGUAACACCUGUGAAAGGACCAGAAAUGAAAAGGACAAGAAGAGAUCGUGGGGAACUGGAAGACAUUAUGUUCAUGCUCUUUGAGAGGCAACCAAACUGGGCAUUAAAGCAGCUGGUCCAAGAGACUGACCAACCUGUGCAAUUCUUGAAAGAGAUAUUGAAUGAGCUGUGUGUGUACAUAAGAGGGGAACAAAUCAAGGAACGUAUGAGCUCAAGCCGGAAUAUAAAAAAUCCGCCUCGGAUGUUGAUGCUGAAUAAAGUAUUCCUUUGGGCUUGCAGAACUUUGAUCAAAGUACUUGAAAAAUAACACAGGUCUGUCAACAUUUUCUUCCUGAUCAUUUAGUGACAAUAGAAUUUCAUACUAUCUAUCAUUGUGGAGCUAUAGUCUUAACCAGUGGGAUACCUAUCAUUGUGGAGCUAUAGUCUUAACCAGUGGGAUACCAAAAUGGGGGCAUUUUUCAAACCCUCAUUGCGAGAGCAAGACAUAGUCUGCAAUAGUACUUCAUAGUAAUGAGAUAGUGAAAAAAGGGAUCACCUUGGUUAAUACUCUUUUCAACAGUUUUAUGAUGAUUCACCAUAAGGAGGGAAGGGGGCUGGUUGGCUGCCAUUAAAAGGACUGCAUAAUGUCAAAAUGUAGCAUAGCUAGACAUGUACGUCGAGACAAAUUGAGCUCCUUUCUUGUGUAUAAUGAUUACUCGCACUCUGGCGCAGGUGCGGUGAUCACUUCAUGAGAUUCCUUUUGACUACCGCAUUAUGUUGUAUAAUCUCUAGUCAUGUUAUCGUGGUGCAUUUUAUUACUUGCAAGGUUAGGGUCGGAAUAUCAGAAUUUGAUAUACAUAUACACUCCACUCAAAAAACUAUGGAUCAAAGUGUUCUUCCCCUGGAUGCUUCUCAGUUGUCUGAAUGAUAAAUGGGUUUGGGUCAUCAUCACUUCUCUGGAACCUAAGAUGCCAGGGGAACCCCAUCUGUAAUGCCUGUAAGUAGGGAUUUUUAUGGGCUUUCCACCACAAUGUGUAUAACUCAACAGCUGGUUUCUAGAAUGAAAACCAUGGGUGCUUAUGGAAUAGAACAAUUGUGAUGUAGGAAUUUAGAAUUCAACGAGUCAUUGAAAACACAAACAUCAGUUCUGUAUGUGACCACAUCAUCCUCGCCAGACUGACAGAACUUUGAUCCAAGUACUAGGAAAAAGAACUCAGGUCUGUCAAGAUUUUCUUCUUGAUAAAUAGUGACAGAAACCAUCCAUCACAGCUUAUGGGGCAUUUUUCAAAUUCUCAUUGCCAUUCUAGACUUGUUACUUCAUCAUAUAAUGAGAUGGUGAAAAAGGAAUCAGCUAGCUUUGUACUCUUUUCAAAGGAAUUAUAAUGCUUCACCCCAAGAAGGGAAGGGAGCUGGUUGGCUAUCAUUGAAAGAACUGCAUAACAUCAAAAUGUAGCGUAGCUAGAUUUGUAUGUCAGGACAAAAUGAGCCCCUUUCUUGUGUAUAAUGAUUACUCACACUCCAGUGACAAGUGUGGUGACCACUUCAGAUUCACUAGAUUCCUCUCGACUACCACAUUGCGUUGCGUUGUAUAAUCUUAGUCAUGUUAUAGUUCCACCUGUGCAUUUCAUAAUUUGCAAGAUUUUGUUUAGCAUAUCAGAACUUGAUCAAUAUAUAUGGUCUGAUCAACUAUGGAUCAAGUAUUUUUAACCUGGAUGCUUCUCAGUUGCCUAAUCGAUAAGUGGGUUUGGGUAACCCGGUUGGGAUACCAGUUCUCUGGAACCUAAUACACAUGGGAAACCUAUCUUUAAUACCUGAGUGGGGAUUUGUAUGGAUUUUCCCACCACAAUGUGUUUGAACGCAAGUUGGUUAGUAGAUAGCUGUUGGGUAUGUAUAUAACACUCGAAUGAUAAUCAUUCAAUCACUGAUUCUGAAAUUUGCUUCCACUGAAACAAUAAAGAAGUUGAAGAGGAACAGUUUGCCUGAAACAUGCUAACAUGUUUAUACUUUUGCCAUGGUAAGUAUAGUGAAUGGGGCAACUUGUAACUUUUGAGGUGACUAAAGGGACUUGUUGAGUAAUACACUCAAGUAUGAGUAGAAGCCAUUCAGGGAGUGGUGCUUGAACUUGUAUUUGAAUGUGACACUCGGGUGCCUUGACCAAACUCUGGCAGUGUAAGGAUUGCUGCUGAAGUAUCACCCACUGAUACGUCGUGGCUGCUGCUGCCUGUCUGACAUGCACGGUAGAACGAUUAAGAUCUUGAAUAUGACCUACUAGGAAUCCACAUUGUCUUCUGAAGCAUCUUUCUUUUCCAAAGAUGCCAUUCCUAUCUUCUCAAAUUGAGCGUUUGCAUCAACUUGCCAUGAACUUUGUCUGGUGACUGGGCCUAAGUUCCUGCUUUUAUGAGAGCCCUGUCUCUGUGGAGCAUUUUCAAGGCACAGCAUAAUGGGGAUAGUCACUCCCAUGAACUAGGAUGUCAAAGGCACAUUGUGUCAUCCUUUUUAUGCUCAAUCACCAUAAAGACUAGAGAGAGAAGUUAGUAAGGGCAAAAGCUUCUGAGGGGUAGAGACUAACUAAAGUCGGCAACUAUAAGGACUUAAAAGCUGGACCACACUAGACUGGUCCUUCCUACCCUUUGUUUAGCUGAUCUAAGAGAUUUUGUUCAUGGAGGUUCAUUCUGUUUUUUUGUUUUUUUGGUUGAAGAAGUUUCAUUCUGUUGCAGAGAAGAGAGAGAGAGUCACUAAGUGACAAAAGCUUCUGAGGGAGCUGGACCACUCACCACACUAGACUGGUCCUUCCUACCCUUUAUUUUGCUGAUAUAACAGACAUUGUUGUUGAAAUUUCAUGCUGAUUAGAUGAUCAUAACUAUAUGAACUAAUGGAUUCUUUCUCGAUGGCUAGUUCAUGAAUGUAUUCUACCAAUCUAUUACAACCUCA